CGCCUGUCAGAGGGACGCGGGUGCGCGGGUGGGCCGCGCGGGGCUAUGGCUGCCGCCUUGCCGGCGACGGUGCUCGGGCUGCCGGGAGGAGACGGCGCAGAGGAAAAUACACGGAUAGUGAGGUUGAAGAUUAUAGCUGGCCUCGGCUUGGCCAAGAAGGAUCUCUUAGGAGCAAGUGACCCAUAUGUGAAAGUGACAGUCCAUGAUUCGACGAAAGGAGUCCUUACCAGUGUUCAAACCAAAACUGCUAAAAAGACCUUGAAUCCAAAGUGGAAUGAAGAAUUUUUAUUUAGAGUCAAUCCUCAGAAGCACAGGUUUCUCUUCGAAGUAUUUGACGAAAACCGUUUGACGAGAGACAACUUUCUCGGCCAAGUCGAUGUGCCUCUCUGUCAGCUGCCGACAGAGAAUCCAGCGAGAGAGAGGCCGUACACAUUUAAGGAUUUUCUUCUUCAUCCAAGGAGUAAUAAAUCCAGAGUGAAAGGGCAUCUCAGGCUAAAAAUGACGUACCUGCCUAAGAGGAACGGCUCUGAAGAAGACGGCACAGAACAGGCAGAAGAACUCGAGCCCGGCUGGAUCAUCCUGGAGCAGCCCGAUGGCCUGUCCCAGGCGCAGGAGGAGCGAGAGGCACCCCUCCCCGCAGGCUGGGAGGAGCGGCAGGACGUCCUCGGCAGGACCUACUACGUCCACCACGAAUCCAGGAGGACCCAGUGGGGACGGCCGGCUGCACAGGACGGCAGGCCCAGUGUGGGAAGUGGCGGCUUUCAGCUGGAGGUGCAGCACGCGUUUGCCCACCGGCACCAGAUAACGGAGGAAGCGGAGACCCUCGACUGCAGGGACUCUCCCGAGAGCUGGGAGAUCAUAGCAGAAGACGAAGCCACUGCCUACAGCAGCCAGGCCGCCCAAGCGCCGGGGCAGCCAAGCAGCUCCGGUGGAGAAGCCUGCCUCGCAGAGGAGCCGAGCGCUCAGCUGACGACCUUCGGGGGUUCGGUAGCUGGCCAGGCGGCACCCCACGCUAGCGACUGCGGCAGGGGAGGCAGCCUGCAGACUUACCAAGUGGAGGAGCGUCCGGCGCUUCCUGUGCUGCUGCCAACCUCAACUGGGCUUCCUCCAGGCUGGGAAGUGAAGAAAGAUGAAAAAGGAAGACUGUAUUAUAUAGACCAUAAUUCUCAAACAACUACCUGGAAGAAGCCAUUUGUACCGUCGGGAGUGGAUGCGGCGCAGCAAGCGCCAGCCCCAGGCCCUUCCGCCAGGCAGCUCUCAGCAGCGGAUGACUCCGUACAGCAGCAGCUACUGUGCUCGAAAACGCCAGAAGGAAGUCAAGGGUUCCUCCCCAAAGGCUGGGAAGUCCGUAAUGCAGCCAACGGGAGGCCGUUUUUUAUCGAUCACAACACCAAAACGACCACAUGGGACGACCCCAGACUGAAGAUCCCAGCUUACAUGAGGAGGAAGGCCUCUUUGGACCCGAUAGAUCUUGGCCCCUUGCCUCCUGGCUGGGAAGAAAGACUCCAUACGGACGGAAGAACGUUCUACAUAAACCACAACUCGAAGAAGACCCAGUGGGAAGAUCCUCGCUUGCAGAACGUGGCCAUAACUGGACCAGCUGUGCCUUAUUCCAGAGAUUAUAAAAGAAAGUAUGAAUUCUUCAGGAAGAAACUAAAAAAGCAGAGUGAUAUUCCAAAUAAGUUUGAAAUGAAACUUCACCGUGCUACAAUCUUCGAAGACUCAUACAGAAGAAUUGCUGCUGUAAAGAAACCAGACCAUCUCAAAGCUAGGCUUUGGAUUGAAUUUGAUGGUGAAAAGGGAUUGGACUAUGGAGGGGUCACCAGGGAAUGGUUCUUCUUCCUCUCCAAGGAAAUGUUUAAUCCUUACUAUGGGCUGUUUGAGUAUUCUGCAACGGACAACUACACCCUGCAGAUCAACCCGAACUCUGGCUUGUGCAAUGAGGACCACCUCUCCUACUUCAGGUUCAUCGGGCGUGUGGCAGGGAUGGCCGUCUACCAUGGGAAGCUCUUGGAUGGCUUCCUUAUCCGCCCUUUCUACAAGAUGAUGCUUCAGAAGCCCAUCACCCUGCAUGACAUGGAAUCUGUGGACAGUGAAUACUACAGUUCCCUGAAAUGGAUCCUCGAAAAUGAUCCCGCGGAGCUGGACCUCCGGUUCUCUGUUGACGAAGAGCUUUUUGGGCAGACUCAUCAACAUGAAUUGAAAAAUGGAGGGUCAGACGUGGUGGUCACCAAUACCAACAAGCAAGAGUACAUCCACCUUGUAAUACAGUGGCGUUUCGUGAACAGGAUCCGAAAACAGAUGGCUGCCUUUAAGGAGGGGUUUUUUGAACUCAUACCGCCAGAUCUCAUAAAAAUCUUUGAUGAAAAUGAACUAGAGUUGCUGAUGUGCGGCCUGGGAGAUGUUGACGUGAACGAUUGGAGGGAACACACAAAGUACAAAAACGGCUACGGUGCAAAUCACGUGGUUAUUCAGUGGUUUUGGAAGGCUGUGCUAAUGAUGGAUUCUGAGAAACGAAUUCGGCUCCUUCAGUUUGUCACCGGAACAUCCCGUGUACCCAUGAAUGGAUUUGCUGAACUGUAUGGCUCAAAUGGCCCGCAGUUGUUUACCAUUGAAUGCUGGGGCAGCCCUGACAAAUUGCCAAGAGCCCAUACAUGUUUUAAUCGCUUGGAUUUGCCUUCCUAUCAGUCAUUCGAAGACUUGUGGGACAAGCUUCACCUGGCAAUUGAGAACACGCAGGGGUGCGAUGGAGUUGACUGAUCCCCAGAUAGAAGCACAUUCGAUGCCUUUUCUUUCCUGUGCUGCCAUUUGAAAGUUUACAAAGAAGAGAGAUUUAUUCCAGGGAAUCUAUUACUGUAUCUUUUUUGGCAGUGGAAACUUUAUGGUAUCCUUUUUCUAAAAAAAAGCAUUAUAAUUUCAAUAAUGCUUAAUUGCAUUUUGCAUUUCAACCUCUUGCCAGUCUCAUCAGCGGAUGCAAAAUGAACACUGAUGAAGCUGCCGCUAGCCUUGCUUUACCUCUUGCAACGUUUGCCUUUGUGGCACUCUGAACUACUGAAGAUGUAAGCUGUGAUGAAGCAGAGUUCAUCUGUGCAUCCGCCCGCACGCGUCCGUGCAUGCGCGCGCUCUCCUGGAAUGGCAGCCAACACCGAGAUUCUUCUCUUGGAUGGUGAGGCGUUUCUUCAGGCCUUCCAAAGCACCUUACUGUGUUUUUUAGUGAAACCGUACAAUCGUUCCACCUUGUCAUGUCUGUUUGCAGCCGGGCAGCUGUGACUGCAAGCCUUAGGUCAUGGGGCG
This is a messenger RNA of Varanus komodoensis (Komodo dragon), 3294 nucleotides long. RefSeq names its product NEDD4 E3 ubiquitin protein ligase (gene NEDD4). Lineage: Eukaryota; Metazoa; Chordata; Lepidosauria; Squamata; Varanidae. Gene Ontology annotation, biological process: receptor catabolic process; neuromuscular junction development; receptor internalization. Gene Ontology annotation, molecular function: ubiquitin protein ligase activity; protein binding; sodium channel inhibitor activity. The transcript is spliced from 29 exons. Bases 46 to 2760 code for a protein of 904 amino acids. The record is from RefSeq and is a predicted model, not a curated record.